Gekko japonicus is the source of this 7534-nucleotide messenger RNA. RefSeq names its product helicase with zinc finger 2, transcriptional coactivator (gene HELZ2). The record is from RefSeq and is a predicted model, not a curated record. Gene Ontology annotation, molecular function: ATP hydrolysis activity; RNA binding; 5'-3' DNA helicase activity. The annotation marks the transcript as partial. NCBI's taxonomy places the organism in Eukaryota, Metazoa, Chordata, Lepidosauria, Squamata, Gekkonidae. The transcript is spliced from 17 exons.
GAGCCCCUGAAACAUGUGGCUCUGUUGAAGAGAUCCCCCGGAGCCGCCUUCUCCCUGGCGGGGGACGGGCUCUCUCGGGGUCUCGCCUAUGCCUCGGGAGAAAGAUUCAAGCCCCUGCCCACAUCGCCAUCAGUUUCUGAGAUACGGGUAUGCGUCGAGUGCUGCACUUUUGGCGUCUAUGAUCAGUGGCUGGUGUUUGACUUCGGCAGCCGUCCAGUGUUGGUGCGAAAGCUCCGGGUUACGGUCGGCAAGAAAGAACCUCACUGGCACGUGGACCCGGCGGCAGAGCAAAGCAGCCAGUUCGUCGACUUCGAACGCUGGCACAGUGGCAACCGGGUGGUGGUGCCCAGCGUCUUGCGUAGCAGCAAAGUCACAGAACUGCUGGCCAAAUACAAGAUCCCGUCGCUCUCCCUGGAUUUCAAGCGUGGUGCCGAGAGCCUGCCGGUCACCCUCUUCAACUACCGCGAGCAGAUGCACAACUUCCUGUUCAGAGAGGAAGAGGCGGAGCAAGCUCUUAUCGCGAAGCUUAGCUUGCAAGUUGACGUCUCCCUUCACCAGGCAUUGGAGAACCCUUCCUUCGGGAUGAAGUUUGCCCUUACAGGGGAGCUGUUCGCUCACGUCCCCACCCCUUGCUCGGUGACCCCUGACUCCAAGGAGGGAUACCUGCUUCACCGCUCCAUCCAGACCGCCUUCCUGGCGCUGGAUCCCCCCACGAGCAACCGCGUCUACGAGGUCAGCGUUGAGACCAAAGCCAUCACCGAGAGGAGCAUUUGGCUUCUGCUCCCCAAGCGCUGCUGCUCUGAGCUGGGCCUCAAAAGCGGGACUUCCGUCAAGGCUGAAAUCCAGUUCCAGCUCAACCAGCUCGAGUUUCGGCAGUGGCAUCACGCCGCGGAUCAGCUCUUGGACGUGAGGCUGGUCCUUCCCGAUGUGGCAGCCUGCUCCAUUCCGCAGCCUCGUGAGCAGGUACAGCUGCCGGGGGGCAACGGGAAGCAGAGACAGGCCUUCUCCUUCAUCACGGGGCAGGCAUCUGGGCCCCGGCAAGUGCCCCCCCUCCUGAUUUAUGGGCCUUUCGGGACUGGGAAGACCUUCACCUUGGCCAUGGCCACCUUGGAGAUCAUUAAGGAGCCCAAGACGCGGGUCUUGAUCUGCACCCAUACCAACAGUGCUGCGGAUAUAUAUACUCGUGAAUACUUCCACGACUACGUUGCAUCCGGGCACCCAGAGGCCAUCCCACUCCGGAUAAAGUCCACUCUCAGGGAUGUCAAAUCGACCGACCCCAUCACGCAGCGCUAUUGCUGCCUCUCUCCCCACCAGAAUUCCUUCCGCUUCCCCACCAGGGAAGAGCUGGAUCGGCACCGGAUCAUUAUCACCACUUGCACGCUUUCCCAGGAUCUUGGGGUGCCUGCUGGUUAUUUCAGCCACAUCUUGAUCGACGAGGCUGCCCAGAUGUUGGAGUGCGAAGCUCUGGUCCCCCUCUCCCUUGCGACUUUGCAGACCCGCAUCGUCCUGGCCGGGGACCACAUGCAGAUGACCCCGCAGCUCUUCUUCCUACGAGGAGGCGAGCAGAUGGCCGACCACACCCGGCUGAACCGUCUCUUCCAGUACUACCAGAAGGAGAAGCAAGAAGUGGCCAAGAAGAGCAGGAUCAUCUUCAACGAGAACUACCGCUCCACCGCCAGCAUCAUCGACUUUGUCUCCAGGCACUUCUACGUUGGCAAGGGGGAUGCCAUCCAAGCCAUGGGCCAGAUCCCCCCUCACCCGGAGUUCCACCCGCUCAUGUUCUGCCACGUGGCGGGUUCUGCUGCGCGGGACGCGUCACAGACUUCCUGGAUCAACGCUUCGGAGAUCAUGCAGGUGGUGGAGAAAGUACAAGAGAUGAGCGAGAAGUGGCCAGAUGAAUGGGGGGAGCAGGACCUUAAGAGGAUCUGUGUGGUCUCCUAUGGAACCCAGGUGCAGGCAAUCCGGCAGGAACUGAGAAAGAAGCGCCUGGGAGAGGUGAUGGUAGAAAGCCACGAGAAUCUACCAGGCAAGGAAUUCCGCUUAAUUAUCCUGAGCACCGUCCACACCAGGGAGAGCCUCAGUAGCAUCAGCUCCCCCAACCUGGACUUCUUCAACAACGCACGGGUGCUGAAUACGAUCAUGACGAGGGCUCAGUCUCAGGUCAUUGCCGUGGGGGACGCAGUGGCCUUGUGCUCUUACGGCCAAUGCAGCAAGGUCUGGAAAGGCUUCAUCAAGGAGUGCAUAGAGAAGGGGACGGUGACUCCCAGGACCCUGAUGCUGGAGGAGAUACGGCAAGCAGUGUGUGACCGGGCCAGCUGGAACGGGGCUAGCCCCGAGUCCGAAGAAGCAGAGGAAGAAGGAAGUGACACCAGUUCCUGGUUUUCGAGCUCGGAGAGCUUGAAUGUCGACGAUCCCAUCUUGCAGGAGCUCUUGGACGAGAGCACGGACGCCGUGGUGACAGUCUCCAAUGAAGGGCUGCUAAAUGUGGGGUCCGAGGCACCCACGGCCCGAAGCGGCAUCCGGGAAUACGUCAGCUUCCCGCAGGAAAUCAUGCAGAACUACCUGCGCAUGCAGCCCAGUUUGUACAAGCGCUGCGAGUUCAUCAAGGAGGGCUUUGAUCGGGCGUCCGCCUUCACUCUGGACAACGACCCUCCCCUGGCUAUCCAGAUCAAAGGCAGGGUUCACUGCGGAAUGGCUUUCACGGGGGACCAGGUCUUGGUGGAGAUCCUGUCGAACAACGCGGCGGCCUCUAACCCCGAAGGGGGUUUGCACGGGAAGGUGGUCGGCGUGCUGAAGAAGGCCGAGUGGGAACGUACCUUUGUAUGCAUGAUGGACGAGUUUGAUCCUCGCGUCAUGAUCCCCAUUGACCACACGGUCACAAAGAUCUUUGUCCCGGGGCUGAAAGGCUCCCCCGACGUCCUCCCCAUCCGCCGAACGGACAAAGCCGGGAGGAUCCAGCUGGUGAAACGCGAGAAGAUAUCACAGGAACUCAAGAAGAAAAGUCUUUUUGUUGUCGAAGUCCUCAGCUGGCGGGAAGGCUUUUACUACCCUCUGGGGAUCGUUACGGAACGGCUGCCGAUGGCGUCGACUCUAGAGGAAGGGCUGCGGAUCCUCGGCAUAGAGUACUGUCUCAAAAACCAGUUCUCGGCCUCUGUGAAUAAGGAGGUGGCCAAACUCACCUCUGGAAAGUUUACGUCGGUGAAAAGCGGGCGGAAAGACUGCCGGGAGUACCUUACCUUCACAGUUGACCCCACAGGUGCUAAAGACCUGGAUGAUGCCAUCAGUAUCAGAGACUUGGGUGAUAAUUACGAGAUCGGGGUCCACAUCGCCGACAUGGCAUCCGUGGUCCCCAAAGGCUGUGCUCUGGAUACAGAAGCCAAGAACCGGGGGUCUACUUUUUAUGCUCCUGGGGCGGAACCAGUGUGCAUGUUCCCACCUCAGCUAAGUCAAGACUUCUGCAGUCUCCUUCCGCAGAAAGACCGGCCCGUGAUCUCUCUCUUUGUCUUGGUGAGCAAGGAGUCGGACGAGGUGGUGGAAGUUCUGUUUAACGUGUCCACCAUCCGCUCGGAUCGGCAGCUGACCUAUGAGGAGGCCGAAGGGAUCAUCCACAGCUGUUACAGAACAGAAGCCCCGUCACUUUGUUUUAACACCCUGGAGCACUGUGUCGCGGUCGCGUACCACUUCUCCCGAGCUCACCGGUUAGCCAGGCUCCAUGAAGACUGUUACUAUCAUCAACUGGACGAAGAUAGCUCUCUGGGCCAAAGAUGUUCUCACCAGAUGGUGGAGGAAUUCAUGAUCAUGUUCAACAGCUUUGUGGGAGAAUUCCUCACCACUAGGGAUCCCACCGGAAAAUUAACACCUCUGCGGUGUCAGAGCGAGCCCAGCCCACAGCAGAUUACUCAAAUGAGCAACAAGUACAAAGAUAUCAUCCCUCUGUCCAUCCACCUCUCACACCAUCUGGGAGCUCAAACCACUGGAGACCCCCUGGAGACUGGUAGCGAGUUUGUUCUCCUGACUCCAUUGUGGGAUCAUCUCAGGUCAGCCGCGGGUGCCCGUGAUUUCCCCAAGAUGCUUGACCUGAUCACAACAGAUGACAUCCACCCUAAACUGGUGCCUGUGAACUUGGAGUUCCGGAAACUCCUGAGCCGUUCCUAUUUUGUGUGCUCCAACUCGUCCGCCCAGUCAAAAGUGGGCCACUACUCCCUGCACGUGGACACUUACACGUGGGCUUCCUCUCCCAUCCGACGCUAUGUGGACGUUGUGGUCCAGCGACACCUUCUUUCUGUGCUGUUGAAGAGCCCAGUCCUGUACUCCUCAACGGAGAUCGAGCUCCUUUGUCACGAUUUCACCUGGAAGAAUGGAAUGGCGGCGGCCUAUGAGAAGAAGGCCCACUCUUUGGAGAUGGCGGCUCAGUUGAAGCGUCAGGUCCAGCAGAAGUUUGCUUUCGUGAUGAACGUCGAGGAGAUGGCCAAGAACUGCAAGGUCUUGUUCCCCCUGAACAAGGACACCCUUCCAGACCCUCAUCCCAUCAACUACAGAGCUCUACAGUUGGUCGAGCAGCCCGUUUUUAUCGCGGAGCGAAACAGUAUGACGCUGAGAUGGAAGAGGAGAACCUACUCCAUCAGCACCAAAAAGGACUGCACCCCCAAGUCGUUGACACUUCGGGACGGUGCCGUCACCCUCUUCAGCAUGGAAGUUUGGCGAGAUAUCCUAGAGGCUGUCAGGAACAAAGAUUAUGGGAUGGCGGCCUGCCUUCUCGAGGAAGGUGGCAGCAAACAGUCGAGAAAUGUGGGGAGGAUGGCGAGAAGCCGGUGCUCACAUUACGUAGAACUGUCCCGGGAGCUCACUGCCGGGGACGUCUUGCACCUCCAGCUCACGACAAGCGUCCAUCGGGGUUUCUUGGUGCCGUGCGUACAGCUGUGGGCCGUGGCUCCGGGCUUCGACGUGUGCCUGGAGCACACCGAGAAACCCGUCGAAUGCUUUUCCAAGUACGCCGCGCAGGCUUCCAAGAAGAGCUAUAAGGAUGCCGAGGAGUACCGCAGAGUGUGGCUGCCUCUCUGCGACAUGGAGUCGGCUUCGUGCGCCGUGGCGGCAAAUGACUCCAUCGUCCUUUACGAUGUCCCCGUAAACUGGGAGAAGAAGAGGACAAGGGAAGGGAAGCUCCAGGGGACGUUUUCCUUGACCAAACAGUUCCUCAAGGACUGCGCCAUUGAAGUCGAUUUCCAGAACUGCUACCUGUGCAUCCGCCUCGAAGGCCUGAAGCGCAGCAGAGACCAGGACGACGUGGAGUCCCUUAGCCACAGCCUCCACAACCUCAGUUUGGCCAAGAAGAACGUGGAGACGGACAAAUUGAUGGUCGAUCCGGCAACGUACACUUGGGUGGCCCACGGGCGUACCGACGAGUUUAAUGACGACGGUAAAUCUGAUCGCCGUGAUGAAAAGAUGGUACAGUUCUACGUCAACUUCAUGUCCACGGAAAACAUCCCUGUCGAGAUCACCCAGAAGGUCUCCCGGUUCACGGUGGAGCUGAUUCCAAAGACGCUGCCUGAUGUCCGGAAGGAGGACGCCGUCUGGCGAGUGAAACACGCGACUGAACUUGCGAAAAGUAUAGCGCUCGGAAAGAAGGUCCCCGAACAAAGUGAAGUCUUGACACGCAUAAGCUUUGAUCUACCAAGAAGCCACAGGAGACUCAACCCUAGCCAAAACCGUGCCAUUUUUGAGGCUCUGAGGAAGCCGUUUACGCUCAUCCAAGGGCCUCCAGGGACCGGGAAAACCGUUGUCGGUUUCCACAUCGUUUACUGGUUCCACCAGCUGAAUCAGGAGACCAGGAGUACUGAAGUCAAGGAGGAAGCACAGAGCCACAUUCUGUACUGCGGGCCCUCGAACAAGUCCGUCGAUGUCGUUGCGGAGAUGCUGUUGAAGAAUAAAGAACUGAGGCCCCUGAGAGUGUACGCCGAGAGUGUCGAGACAAUGGAGUUUCCCUACCCCGGGAGUAGCUUACACAUCUCUCGGAAAGCAAUGCGCGACACAAAAUCCAAGCCGGAGAUCAGGGAUAUCACUCUACACUACCGUAUCCGGCGUCCCCCAAAUCCUUAUGCGGGAGACAUCUGUGCGUUUGACGCCCGCGUGAGAAGAGGAGAUGUGAUCACAGAGGACGAAGUUGAGAGCUACAAGCGUCUUCUCCAGAAAGCCAGUAAACAUGAGCUGCAGGUCCAUGAUGUUAUCCUGUGCACAUGCUCGGCCUCCUGCGCCAAAACUUUGACCAACGCCCUGAAUGUCAAGCAGGUGCUCGUUGACGAGUGCGCCAUGUCCACCGAGCCAGAGACCCUCAUCCCGCUGGUGAGCCACGAGAAAGUGGAGAAGGUGGUCUUGCUGGGGGACCAUAAGCAGCUGCGGGCCGUCGUCCACAAUGAUUUCUGCAGGGCCCUGGGCAUGGAGACCUCCCUCUUUGAGCGCUACAAAGACCAGGCCUUGAUGUUGGACGUCCAGUAUCGCAUGCACAAAGACAUUUGCCGGUUCCCGUCCAUCACCUUUUACGACGGCAGAUUGAAGACUGCUGUCACCCGGCAGUCCAGCCUCCUCUUCCACAGCGGCAACAACUGCUGCCCCAUCAUCUUCGGCCACAUCGAAGGCAAAGCGAAGAGCCUUAUGGUCUCGACAGAGGAGGGGAACGAGAACUCUUGGUCCAACCCCGAAGAAGCAGAGCAGGUGGUCAGGAUCGUGAAGCAGCUGACCCUGGACAGGACCACCAGGCCUGAGCAUGUCGCUGUCCUGACUCCUUACAACGCCCAGGUCGUCGAGGUCAAGAGACUGCUCUCCCAGGAAAGGCUGCCGGAUGUGACCGUCUGCACCAUCAUGAAAAGUCAAGGCAACGAAUGGAGGUACGUGAUCAUGUCCACUGUACGGUCCUGCUCCCGGUCGGGCAUUGACAAGAAGCCCACCAUCGCCUGGCAGAAGAAGCAUUUAGGGUUUGUGACGGACCCGAACCAGAUCAACGUCUGCAUCACCCGGGCGCAGGAAGGACUCUGCAUCAUUGGCAACCGCUACCUCCUCGAAAGCAACCCCUUGUGGCGGAGACUUGUGCAACAUUACCGGUCUCAGAGAUGCCUCACCAGCGCCGCCGCGAUCCAGAUCAGGAGACAGCCGGCCGGCCACUGAAAGAGAACGCAGCACCGCCUGGAGAAACCCUGGCACAGUUCUGACGCUCCCUCGCCCCCCUCUCUGCCUCUUUAAAGGAUACGCAAAAUCUGCUGAGGGGCACCGGAUCAGUGGCCUGUUAUGCCAGCCAGGCUCUUCCAGGAAAUUCUCGAUGUGCCACGAGCCGCAUUCUUCAAAUAACCUUGAACCUUCAUCUGAGGACCAUAUUGCGUGGACGGCCUGCCUCCGGUGGCCCAGGUAGCAUUAUGUAAGGCCAUGUCUGGAGGGCCAGGGUGCAUCCGUUCAGGCUUUCUCUCCUUCCGGACUAGCAGUACAGUGCUUCCUGGUUGUACUGCGACACUUCCUGUUAGCGUUGACCAAUAGCAAAACCACCCCA